This is a messenger RNA of Lucilia sericata (common green bottle fly), 1390 nucleotides long. RefSeq lists its product as uncharacterized. The transcript is spliced from 2 exons. The record is from RefSeq and is a predicted model, not a curated record. The annotation marks the transcript as partial. NCBI's taxonomy places the organism in Eukaryota, Metazoa, Arthropoda, Insecta, Diptera, Calliphoridae.
CUUUUUUAAUGCGACAAUGUAAUUAUCAUAUACAUACUAUUUUUUGCACCACUGAUCACAAAGAAAGAGGGAAUUCCCACAUUUUUAUGUCUAAGAAAGUUAUGUUUCUCUAUAUGGAGUUUGCUAUUAUAGUUUGUUAGUUUAGUUCACAAAGUAAUACUAAGGUUUCUUCUGCAUAUGCAACUCACAAAAUAUUUUUCUUUAACUUACCACUAAUAUGGAUAAAUAUUUAGUAAGAAAUGAUAAAGAAACUGAAAAUUUGCGGGCAGAUGUGAUACAUAUUGCAGAAUCCCCACCUCGCUCAAGUAAAAAUCGAAAACGAAAAUUGAGUGGUUACAAUAAAUCGUGGGAGGAGCAAGAAAUGUUUAAAUCGUGGAUCAGGAGAAGCGAUAAUAAUUUGGCGUACUGUAAAGUUUGUUGUUGUGAGCUAAAAGCAUUAGCUGGAGUGUCAGAUUUAAAGGCUCAUGCUUUGACAUCUAAACAUGUUGAAAGAACAACAGCUGUACAAAUUCAAAAAAGUUCUAAGGUAUCACUAAGCGAUUCAGUAAAGUAUAGUGCCAAAAUAUCAAAUAUUGAACUCCAUUUAGCAGCGUUCUGCGCAGAACAUAAUGUUCCAUUUUCGGCAAUGGAUCAUCUAGUUCCUUUACUCCAAGAAACUAUUGAGGAUUCGGCGCUCGUAAAGAAAACAAAAUGUGCUAGAACAAAGACAACAUCUAUAGUGAAAAACGUUAUAGGCGAGACUCACCAAGAAGAACUCUGUAGUAUACUACGUGCAAAAAUGUUUUCUUUGUGCGUCGAUGAAUCAACGGACGUAUCAACUACUAAGUUGUUAUCUCUAGUCGUAAGAGUUGAAUAUAAAGAAAAAAUUUGUGACUUUUUUUUUGAUUUGGUUAAAGUGCGUGAUUGUACCGCCAAAGGGAUUUAUGAAGAAAUAGUAAAUAUUUUCAAAAAUAAUAAUAUAAAUUAUAAAACAAACUUAAUAGGUUUUGCUGCGGAUGGUGCCAAUGUAAUGACUGGUGGUAACCAUUCUGUUGCUACACUGCUGAAAAAAGAUUGUCCACAUUUAAUUAUAUUUAAAUGUAUUUGCCACUCGUUCGCUCUUUGCGCAAAUUCAGCAUGUAAUUUUUUACCGAAAUAUAUUGAAGGUGGUGCGAGGGAUAUAUACAAUUUUAUUCAAAAUAGUCCCAAACGAGUUGAAUUAUUUUCAGAAUUACAAGCGUUGCUGGAUUAUAAUCCCAGAAAAAUGUUGCACCCUUCCCAAACGCGUUGGCUAUCGCUCGAAGCUACUGUAAAUCAGAUUUUGAGCAGAUUAGAAGUCUUAAAACUAUUUUUUUUACACGAAGACGUAGAAAAGUUUGAUUCUACACAAAGAAUAAUAAAUUAUUUACAU